Radiomyces spectabilis is the source of this 681-nucleotide messenger RNA. Its product is annotated as high mobility group box domain-containing protein. Gene Ontology annotation, molecular function: DNA binding, bending. The record is from RefSeq and is a predicted model, not a curated record. Bases 1 to 681 code for a protein of 226 amino acids. Gene Ontology annotation, biological process: regulation of transcription by RNA polymerase II. The transcript has 2 exons. NCBI's taxonomy places the organism in Eukaryota, Fungi, Mucoromycota, Mucoromycetes, Mucorales, Radiomycetaceae.
AUGCCUGUGGCCUCGUCCAAAUCGCAUCGUGGGCAUAAGGGUGGGGUGGUGAAACACGAAGACCAACGUGGUACCCCUACACCACGCAAGAAAAAAGAUCCGAAUGCACCCAAAGGUCCUGGCAACGUCUUCUUUUUGUAUUGUCGUUUGGAACGUGAUAACAUCAAGGACGAGGUGCCCAGCGAAAACCUGGGAGAUGUCACCCGUUUACUGGGACAAAAAUGGAAAGCUUUGACAAAGGACGAGAAGAAGAAAUAUUACGAUAUGUAUAAAAAAGAACAGGAAGAAUAUGAAGAAGCAAUGAAAUCCUACACUGCAGCGGGAGGAGCCGCCGGGGGAGCCGCCGCCGCCGCCGCAGCAGCAGCAGCAGCUAGCAAAGGCGAAACUUCCUCUUCACAAGAAACGCCUGCACAAACACCGAAAAAAGAAGAUACAGCACCGGAAGAUGAUGAGGAAAUUGAUAUGCUUCAAGAUGAUGAGGACGAAGAAGAACCUUCGGCUGCUCCAUCCAGAGAUGAAGAAGCGACAGCUACGCCUCAAAGUAUUCCCGCAAGCCCUGUUCUCCAUCCUUCCACCACCUCUCAACAAACCAGCACCAUGUCUUCCCCUCAACUGAAUCCCCCCACCGAAGAUGAAGAAAUGGGUUCGCCAGUAAAGACCGAAACUUCCAACACCUCUUGA